Molecule: messenger RNA, 3333 nt
Organism: Chara braunii
Lineage: Eukaryota; Viridiplantae; Streptophyta; Charophyceae; Charales; Characeae
Source: the annotation of a GenBank genome assembly
GGCUUCCCCGGCUUCCCCCGGCUUCCCCGGCUUCCCCCGGCUUCCGCCGGCUUCCCCCGGCUUCUUUCUGCAAUUCUUAGGCGAGAGACUGCGAAGGCAACAGAAGGUUUGAACGGACCACGAGAAAUGAGUGGUUGGGGAAGGGUUCUUUAAUAAGUAAUUGUAAUAGUUUUUUCCCUUUUUCUUUUGUGUGUCUGUGUGUGUGUGUGUGUGUGUGGGUUUCCCUUCCCCUCACCGCUCUCUCUUUGUACUCGUUUGCCUUUCGAGGAGGGUGUGAGGUGCUUGAUUGAUGCUAAGGGCCGCUCUUUCCGGAGGAGGGUGUGAGGUGCUUGAUUGAUGCCAAGGGCCGCUCACUCCGCUCGUGUCGUCUUGUGAAGAAGUGAGUAUGGAAUGCAAUUUUUUAUUUUUUAUAGAUUAAUUGAAAGCGCUGUGUGAAGGAGGGCGAAGUAUUGAUGUCAUUUUUUUGAGGACUUGAACCGUACUUCAAAUAAAUAAUUUCGAGAUCUGAAGGUGACCCUCAUCUCAUCAUCGGAGUGUGCAGAUGGAUGAUGUGGAUUACGACAUCUUGGGAAUUUAUGAGGAAGAGGCGUUCGACUACGAAGAGGACGAUGGAGGGGUCCCUGACAUCGAUGGUAGCGGGGUUCGAUCGGCGAUCAUCAAGUCGAGUGUAUUGGAUGGAGAAGCUGAUUUCGACGGUACCAUGCCAGCAGCAGGCAGGCCGCGGAUGGACUCGUCUGCACCAGCCGCCGCCAUAGAUAUGCCCCCUGGGGAUGGUGGAGAUGAUGACGAUGAGUUUGAUCUGUACGGCGAUGUGAACAUCGCGCCAAUCCGGUCAUUUGGACCUGCGGCUGGUUCAUCAACAGGCACUUUUCGUAAUGGCGUCGCUCAUGCGGCGGCGGCGGCGGCGGCGGCGGCUCAGCAACACGUGGCAGCAGCAGGUGGUGGUCGUCAAUAUGUGCAGUAUCAGCACCAGGCUCAUCAAAGGGAACAACAACCACCCCAUCACGAUCAUACCCAGUCGGGAUCUGGGACCGAUCAGAGGCGCAGCGUGAUAUCAGCCGCGCCUAGCAGCAAGAAGGUGGCAGCGUCGUCAACGCAAACGUCAAACGGGCCGUCAGCCUCCGCUCCUGAGGAGCGGAGCGGCUUCGAUCCAGGCGGUGACAGCAAAGGGGGAGCCGCUGGUGGUCCCCACGCGUCUUCCUCGGCUACCGCCGCCGUAGCCGGCAGAGCCCUUUCCUCCAGUCAACAGGCACUGCCCGAAAAGGGGUCACAAGCGAAGCUCUCUCCGCAGAGGAGUGUGGGAGGAGAUGAUGGCGGCGCCGGCGCCAUUGGCGGUGGAGCAGGAGAGGAGGGAACAGCAGCAGGGUCAGCAGCUGCAGAAGCAGAAGUAGCAGUCGCAGCAGCAGCAGCAGCAGCAGCAGGAGAAGGAGAAAGAGAAGGAGAAGGAGAAGCAGAAGCAGAAGGAGGAGGAGGAGCAGCAGGAGCAGGUGGUGGUGAAACAGUGGUUCGACGGGGUGAUGCAUCUCGUUUAGGGUUUGCGGGCGCAGUGGCCAAUGAUGACGUGGCGCGCCAGGGGGAGGCGGAAGAACCGACGAUCUUGUUUGUCGGGAAUUUGCAGUGGUGGACUACGGACGCCGAGCUGGAGAACAUUCUCAGUGAGUUCGGUCGCUUGAGGUUCUUCCGGGUCAUCGAGGACAAAGCGAGUGGAGUGUCUAAAGGCUACUGUGUUGUGGAAUUCGAGAGCCGCACGUCGGCUGUGGAUUGCAAGGAGAAGCUGCAUGGGAAGGUAAUUAACGGACGGCCAGCGGUAGUGGCAUUUAAGUCGGGGAUGCUGAGGAGAGAAAACCAGAAUGCUAAUCACCAGCAGCAGCAGGGAGCCGCACCACCUGCGCAACAGCAGCAUCAGCACGUGCAGCAGCCGCCGCAGCAAGCGCAGCAAAAUUCCGGUGUGCCACAUGGUGGGCAUCACAGACCUCAUCCGGGAUCAGGAGGCGGAGGGGCGGGCGGGGUAGGAGGAGGAGCAGCGGGAGGAGGAGGAGGAGGGGGUGGUGCUGGUCCUGCACAAGUCGAACAGAAGGUUGUAGAAGACCAGGCAGAGAAGGAGCAGCUUGGGAAGGAAGAAGAGGAGGGGAUUGUAAAGGGGAGAUCGAAGUGGUUGCUGCGCAGAGCGGAGGAAGAGGCCAAGACAGAGAUUUGGUGGGCCGGGUGCGGAGCAGCACUCUUUGCGAAGCCUUUUUACUGCAGGAAACAUCGCAGCGUGACUCAGUUUGAUGGUGGAUGGAUUGGUCUAGGGGUGGCGUUGCGAUGUUCAGCUCCCUCUUUGCGAAGGCGCAAACCAUGGCUGACCUCUGAUUUGCACAUGCGACAUGGACGGUGUCCUGGAUGUGUCCUUGCACCUUUUCUGCUGAGGACAGAUGAAGUUUAUGGUGUGGUUUCAGCGGCUGCAGGCUUGGUGGGAUCUUGCCAGCGUGAUUGUUCCGUUCCUACUCUGCGCACAAGAUCGACUGCUACUCAUGGAUUGCAGCUAGUACAGUCAGCUGGGGUACUUUGCAGGUGCUCACCAAGAGCAGGGGGAGAAAUGUGUCACAGCACUGGAAUGCUGGUCCACGGAAACAGAGAGGAGAUUAAUCUGGAAGUGCAAUCGAUGGGUUGCACGGAGAUGCUGGCUGGAUAUGGUGGGAAUGAGAUGCUGGCUGGCUAUGGUGGGGGAAUGAGAUGCUGGCUGGCUAUGGUGGGAAUGAGAUGCUGGCUGGCUAUGGUGGGAAUGAGAUGCUGGCUGGCUAUGGUGGAUAUGAACGAGAUGCUGGAUGGAAGUGCCGUGUACUGGCUAUGGGGGCAUGAGAUGCUGGCGGGAUAUGGGGCGCACUGAGAUGUCUUCUGGCUAUGGUGGGGCAUGAGAUGUGGGCAGGCUAUGGUGGGAAUGAGAUGCGGGCUGGCUAUGGUGGGAAUAAGAUGGAUGCUGGUUAUGGUGGGCAACUAGCUUCUUCACACCAACACAACGCCCGCGGCCCGGUACAUCAUCGCUGUACCUAGACUGAAAGUUGAGCCGGAUACGGCUAUAAUGACAGGCUGUCCUACCCGGGUUAAGACAGUAGUCACAUCAGGACUGGCAUGUUGGUGCCUCCAGCAGCGCGCAGGCUUUAUUUUGAUACGGCGCUGUUUUGUUCCUUUGUUCGACACGAGUCUGGCGGUGACUGCGUGCAGUGGCAGCUGAAUGUUUGGUGUCGUUGACUUCGGAUGACAGUCAAACAGGUUUGGUUUGACUUUUUCCGGACCUGAAACGUUUCCACAUGUAGUGAGAGCAGGACAAAGAUCCGGAUUGGCAUCCCCCUG